AUGAACGAGACACCAGACGUGUGCACAGAGACCAGCCCAGAGUAUGAAAUAGUAUGGAACAAUGGGGAAGUGGACGUUAAUGAAAAAAGCAUAUUUCAGAUCAUUCGAAACAUCCGAGAUCCAGAGCACAGCUACACGCUGGAGGAACUAAGAGUGGUCUCUCUAGACAGAGUUUCCAUUAGAACAACAAGCACGGGCGAAUACGUGCAUGUGGUGGUAAUUCCCACAAUUCCGCACUGCUCAAUGGUUGGGCUGAUUGGUCUCUCUAUUCUGUAUAAGCUAUUUACAGUGCUAAGCAGUAAGUAUAUUGUGCGGGUGGAGGUGGAAAAGGAUAGCCACACAUUAGCAGACGAGGUGACCAAGCAGCUGUCUGACAUAGAGAGAACAUACGCAGCAUUUCUAAACCCAAAUAUUAUAUCUGCAAUAACCCCACUGUUGUAA
Molecule: messenger RNA, 441 nt
Organism: Nematocida ausubeli
Lineage: Eukaryota; Fungi; Microsporidia
Exons: 1
Coding region: 1-441 (146 amino acids)
Biological process (GO): iron-sulfur cluster assembly
Source: RefSeq, a predicted model, not a curated record